Molecule: messenger RNA, 216 nt
Organism: Cetraspora pellucida
Lineage: Eukaryota; Fungi; Glomeromycota; Glomeromycetes; Diversisporales; Gigasporaceae
Source: the annotation of a GenBank genome assembly
AUGUUAUCUAUGCCUUCACCAGGUGUUUUAACACCAUUUCGAACAAAUCAAAAUGAUUAUGAUCAUAUUAGUAAUGAACCUGCUAGUGUAUAUGUUCUUAAUCCAGAUAGUUCAGAUAAACAAAAUAGUAUAACAUCUGAAGAAUUGUCUAAUGAAAAUGACGACCUAUUUGAAUCGUUGGAAGUUCAAGAACUAUUUAAAUCAUUGGAAGUUUGA